This is a messenger RNA of Exaiptasia diaphana, 4375 nucleotides long. RefSeq names its product dimethyladenosine transferase 1, mitochondrial. Gene Ontology annotation, molecular function: rRNA (adenine-N6,N6-)-dimethyltransferase activity; adenylate cyclase inhibiting G protein-coupled glutamate receptor activity; mitochondrial transcription factor activity. The transcript has 7 exons. Gene Ontology annotation, cellular component: membrane; mitochondrial matrix. The record is from RefSeq and is a predicted model, not a curated record. Gene Ontology annotation, biological process: transcription initiation at mitochondrial promoter; rRNA methylation; G protein-coupled receptor signaling pathway. Lineage: Eukaryota; Metazoa; Cnidaria; Anthozoa; Actiniaria; Aiptasiidae. Bases 85 to 1059 code for a protein of 324 amino acids.
CAUGCAGCAAAAAUGGAUGAUUUCUUAAGACUUUACUAAAAUAUUCCCAGAAUUGUUAAUAUAAUUUAAAAAAUAUCUAUCCUUAUGGCCUAUUCAAGGGGUAUUAGGCUACCACCAAUGCCUAAAGUGUCUGAUUURCUAAGAUUGUAUGGCCUYAGUGCGCAAAAACAGCUGAGUCAAAAUUUCAUUCUUGACCUUAAUGUUACAGAUAAGAUCUCCAAAGUAUCUGAUGUAUUUGAUUGCUAYGUKUGUGAGGUUGGCUCUGGUCCUGGGUCAUUAACCAGGUCACUACUGCAUGCUGGGGCAAGGCAUGUUGCCGCUGUUGAAAUUGAUAAACGCUUUUUACCAUCACUUCAGGUUUGUACAUUUAAUCAUGUUUAUGUACUGAGGCAUGCAUUUUACAUCAAACUCUCUUUCCCUUUCAUUGCAGUUAUUCCUGGCGUGCGAAUGGUUGGUAAUCUUCCUUUUAACGUAUCAAUACCUUUACUGCUUCAGUGGCUGGAAGCAAUCCCUCAAAGAGCAGGACCAUUUGCUUUUGGUAGAACACCUCUGUCUCUUGUUUUUCAAAAAGAAGUGGCUGAGAACAUAACGGCCGAUGCAAAAAGCUACAAUCGCUCCCGACUGACCAUCAUGGUUCAAUAUCUCUGUGAAGUGAAAAAGAAAUACAUUUUACCAAGCUCUGUAUUUGUGCCUAAACCAAAGGUCGAUGCUGCUCUUGUCCAUUUGGUUCCACGUGUUGAACCUUUGAUUUCUGUGCCAUUUGCCAUAGUGGAACAAAUUGUYAAAGCUGUGUUUUCAAUGAGACGCAAAUAUAUUCACACGCCGCUUAGACGACUUUUUCCCGACCGUGAGCACCUUGUGGAUGACUURCUACGACUGGCUGAUGUGAACGCAGAACAAAGGGCUCAUGAAAUGACAAUGGAAGACUUUGAUAAACUGUGCUCUGCAUACUUAGAGCUAGCAACGACGUUAAACCUUCCUUUGCAACCACAGAAAAUGAAUAAACCUCGUUUGGUGGCGGACAUGAUGGAAUUCAACGAAGCCAAUGGCAUGGAAUAGUUGUUAUAAAAUUAAUCUAAAUGCAAAAAAAAAAAAAGUGGUUUGGAAAUUUCCAUGGAAUUUUCUUCGCRUAUACGCAGAGUUGGCCGACUCUUUUUGCAGACACAGAAAAUCAGACUAUAAUUCCUGAAUUGGAUGAAGAAAACACCUGGGAAAUUAGCAUGGAAUUUAGUCCUGUGAAUACGUAAAGUUGAAAGCAGCGUUUAAACUCCAUUUUCUCCACAGAAAAUGAUUACACAUCGCUUUUUAACGAGCAUCAAAUAUUCGUCAAAACAAAUGAYAUGCCAUAGAUUUUAAAAGAUUCAAAAGUGGAGAAGAACUGGAAGAUUUCAAUGGCAUUUGCGAACACAAGAAGUUUUCCAUACCCUCCAAUCUAGGCAUAGGAAGCAAGAAAAAUCACAAUAAGGAACACUACUUUGAAUACUGAAUAARAUAGAACGAUAUUAUUUUAUUUAGAGGAAAAAUGAAAGAAAAAAAAAAACUAAACAGAAGAAAAAAAGCGAGUUAACUUUUUUUUGAAUCUCUUUAAUUCAGUGUGAGACAUCUCAGAUAUUUUAAGCUCAUAUUUAUAUUAAAAUCAUCAAACAAACAUUAAUAAAACAAUUUUUUCCUGCUGUCCUAUUGGAUAUUUCACUCUUUCCGUCAAGUAAAACAAAACAACUGAGUCUCUUUUGCAGGUGACCGCGAUUAUUUCCAAACCACAUCGGCAAGCAUUAAAAUAUCAUCAAGAUUGGACCAAAUGUGCUUCUAAUGUCUCAGUUAUCUACUAUGUAGGACGAAGUGGUAUUUUUCGGCGAAAAUUGUACAAAAUGGAUAAAAAACUUUAUAAGUUUGUAUUCCUCUUAGUUUUCCCUCUUUCUGUUUUAAGAAAGACUGUUUAUUCUUCAYUAGUAUCAGAGGUUGGUUUAACUAGAGCUGGUGAUGUUAUUUUUGGAGCGGUUUUUCCUAUAUAUCGCAAAGAUUCCCAAGGCGAUUGCAAGCUUUUCAACAAAGAUGCUUUGCUCUGGAUCAGAGCUUUAAAUYAUGCCCUGGACGAGCUUCAAAACAGCCAAAUUCCUGCUCUCCAAAACACAACUUAUGGAUUCCAUAUUAAGGAUACUUGCACAAGGUCAUCWCUGGAGCAAGCGUUGGAGUUUGUGUACAGUACAAAAUCCAAAGAACUUAAAGAGAACUCAAGCAAAGUCAUAGCUGUCCUUUCAAGUCAUUAUGAGAAAGAUUCAUCCACAUUAUUUAGUCUUUUUGGCAUUCCGAAUAUGAUUUUCAGUGAUUUAAAUGGUGGUGAACUUGGGCCAUAUCCAAAUAAACACAAUUACAAUUUUGAGUCAGUGAAAAUGACUUUUUACCGCACAAAGGCUGUUGUUGGUUUGCUAAAAUACUUCAAAUGGGAUUCAGUCUUUGUUAUAGUUGGUGAGAAAUAUACAAAGGAGUACUUAAUGUUUAAACAACUUGCAGAAAUUGAAGGGAUAUGCAUUGCUGGUACUUCCAAAAGAACCGACGGUUUAUUGGAGAAUAUCAAAAGUAUGAACAUUCGUACUGUUGUGCAAUAUACUGAUGGAAUAUCUAUGCUGGACGCUAUAAGAGAUAUCAUAUCGGUACGUCCAUCACAUUACGUUUGGAUCGACGUCAUAGGUAAUGCUCAAACAAUGACAUCAGAAUUUAUAAUGACUGGCGAGAUUAUCCUCAGUCUCCGGCCGGAGUUUAACUUUCUUAAUGAACUUCGUAAAUAUGUCAAUCCGUAUUGUGAGACAGMCAAAUUGRUUGGUUGCCAGCAAGCGUUGUCAGAGCAAUGUGUGAUUGAUAAGGCAGGCCUCAUUGCUUUGGGAGAAGUCAGCGAGGUCCUCUCUUCAAAAACUAAGGUGUCUCACCACUCAAAGGUUGUAAACUCCAUGCAAGGGGUUUUAAAUGGCGUUUUUACCAUUGGUAAAGCUCUCUCCCGCAGCGCAGAGGCGCAUUGCUUGGGCAAGACAAAACCGGAUUGUCUUCAAUCAAUUUCAGGCAAAGACAUAGCAUCAGAGCUGGAAUUUCUGUCCAGGAAUCAAUUCCUGGAAAGUACCAGCCGCCAGAAACCACUAUUGAAGAAAAAUCUAUUUUCUCUGAUAAGUUACUUUGGCAACGUCUCAAGUCCACGUGAAGUGGGCACCUGGGAAAAUGCUUGGUUUAUCAAUCAUGCUUCAAUCCACUGGCCUGGAGGCCUGUCCAGAUCCCCUAUAUCCACUUGCAGUCCAUCAUGCCCUGCUGGUUUUGUCCAGGUAGCUGAGGAAGGCCGCAAGUGCUGCUGGUCCUGCCAGGCAUGUAAUUAUAACCAGUAUAUGGUCGAUAAUAACACAUGCGCAGACUGUCUGCGCGGCUACUGGCCGUCGAGUGAUUACCGAAGUUGUGAAUUCAAGAUACAAGUUACAUUGAUGUCUUGUGCAGUGGCUUUUUCGAGUGUAUCUGCCGUACUCUACGCCUUAGUUUUAUGAGACACAAGAUAUUUAACAGCAAUUACUACUAUGGCCUCUCAGUGUAAUUUUUUACCCCAUCAAGAUUUCUAGUAUAGUAGCAAUUUUUCUGUAGUAAUUCGCUCAAUAGUUUAUAUAUUUUGGAAGCGACAAAAUAUUUGAUGUCUUAACAAAUAUCUUUAUCAAGUUUUUUCACAAUWAAGUACUUUUUUAUCAAAUUAAAAACCGAAAAUACAGUAAAAUCACUCAACUGACUAAACAUUUUGUCAAAAAGCAACGUGAAAUUGUGUGCUUCUUCGUAUUUAGAAAAACACUUGUCAAUAGAAUUGUGUCAAGAAACUUUCAAUACAUUCUAUUAAAAGUAGUUAGCUGAAAAUAUUUUGUCGUUUCAAAAGYGUACCAUUAGCUAUUAAAAAAAACAAAGCUAAUCUUUAUAUUGCUUUGUUUAUUCGUUGUUUCGAAACCAUACAUUGAACAAUAUUUGCAUUCAUCUGAGUUUUAUAUAUAGUUAGGAAUUUUCAAGCAUUUCAUUUUUAAAGUAAUAAAAUUCACAGACACUUUUCUCGAGUUUCAAACCAUUCCUUUUCGCUUAAAUAUGCAUUGAGUUGUUUUUGAAUAGUUCUAAAGUUCAUCCUUGUGAUUCAGUUGAGGCGACUGUGUGAGAUGGACUCGAUGAACACUUUUUGGCGCCAGCAACAUCAGCAACAAAUAUAUAGUAGAGCCACUGCUAUUCAAACAUGGUUUUUAUAAAUGUUCUGUUCUUUGUUUCACUUGAUUAGCUUAUUUUCAUCCAUGACUGUGCCUAUAAUCCAUAGMCUCACCCAAUAAUAUCCUCGUUUAUUUUUUGACAAUAAGGGAAGAUUCUAAUACCUCAU